CGCGGAAGUUCAUAACAUCGGUCUUCUUCUUAGUGCGCUUGCUCAGAACUGAGCGGAGGGCUUUUCCUGUUGGGCUUGCUUUGGUGAAGAGAUGGUAUGAGAUCUUUCUGAACUUGUUCCAGAGAAUAACAUCGAUCCCAGACCUGUAAAUACGGUACCCCUCUCAGCUGAACCAUGGCCUUCGUGCCCACACCCAGCCCCACAGUUGUGGACCAGACCACACUGAUGAAGAAGUACCUGCAGUUUGUGGCAGCGCUCACAGACAACAACACACCUGAUGAAACCAAGUUGAAGAUGAUGCAAGAAGUCAGUGAAAAUUUUGAAAAUGUAACAUCUUCGCCACAGUAUUCCACCUUUCUGGAACACAUCAUUCCUCGUUUCCUCACCUUCUUGCAGGAUGGAGAGGUUCAGUUUCUGCAGGAAAAACCAGCUCAGGUACAACUGAGAAAGCUGGUCCUAGAAAUCAUUCAUCGAAUUCCAACUAAUGAACAUCUCCGACCACACACCAAAAACAUUCUGUCUGUGAUGUUCCGCUUUUUAGAGAUCGAGAGUGAGGAGAAUGUUCUUAUCUGCCUGAGGGUCAUCAUUGAACUGCACAAACAGUUCAGGCCACAGAUCACACAGGAGAUUCAUCACUUUUUAGACUUUGUGAAGCAGAUCUACAAGGAGUUGCCCAAAGUGGUGACCCGGUACUUUGAGAACCCGCAGGUUGUCCCUGACAACACGGUGCCGUCACCGGAGAUGGUGGGCAUGAUCACGUCCGUCGUGGUGAAGACGAAUCCUGAGCGGGAGGACAGCGAGACCCGCACGGUGAGUCACACAAUCAUUCCCAGAGGUUCCCUCUCACUGAAGGUUCUGGCUGAGCUGCCCAUCAUCGUGGUGCUUAUGUACCAGCUGUACAAACUUAACAUUCACAACGUGGUUGCAGAGUUCGUGCCUUUGAUCAUGAACACCAUCAUGCUUCAAGUAUCUCCUCAGGCAAGGCAACAUAAGCUGUACAACAAAGAACUCUAUGCAGACUUCAUUGCAGCUCAGAUCAAAACCCUUUCCUUCUUGGCUUAUAUUAUCAGAAUAUAUCAGGACUUGGUGGCCAAGUACUCCCAGCAGAUGGUGAAGGGGAUGCUGCAGCUGCUGUCAAACUGCCCCUCGGAGACGGCACACCUGCGCAAGGAGCUCCUGAUCGCAGCCAAGCACAUCCUCACCACUGACCUGCGCAGCCAAUUCAUUCCAUGCAUGGAUAAGCUGUUUGAUGAGUCCAUACUAAUUGGCUCUGGCUACACGGCUCGUGAGACACUGAGACCCCUGGCCUACAGCACCCUGGCUGACCUGGUGCACCACGUGCGUCAGAACUUGCCCCUGAACGACCUCUCCCUGGCAGUGCAGCUCUUUGCCAAGAACAUCGAUGACGAGUCCCUGCCCAGCAGCAUCCAGACCAUGUCCUGCAAGCUGCUGCUCAACCUGGUGGACUGCAUCCGCUCCAAGAGUGAGCAGGAGAACGGCAACGGCCGGGACAUCCUCAUGAGGAUGCUGGAGGUGUUUGUGCUCAAGUUUCACACCAUUGCACGUUACCAGCUGGUCACCAUCUUUAAGAAGUGCAAGCCGCAGUCCGAGUUGGGUGUGGUGGAUGCUGCAGCCCUGCCUGGGGUACCUCCCACCCCCACUGCUCCUGCCCCUCUGCCUUUGCCCCCACCUGCACCCCCCACACCAGUCACCCCAGCUCCCCCCACCUCCUCCUUCGACAAGCAGGGGGACAAGGAGGACAAGCAGACCUUCCAGGUGUCAGACUGCCGUAGCCUAGUCAAGACCCUGGUGUGCGGAGUCAAGACCAUCACAUGGGGCAUCACCUCCUGCAAAGCCCCUGGAGAAGCUCAGUUUAUCCCUAACAAACAGCUGCAGCCUAAAGAAACUCAGAUCUACAUCAAGCUUGUCAAAUACGCCAUGCAGGCUUUGGAUAUUUAUCAGGUGCAGAUUGCUGGGAACGGGCAGACCUACAUCCGCGUAGCAAACUGCCAGACGGUGCGGAUGAAGGAGGAGAAGGAGGUCCUGGAGCACUUCGCUGGGGUCUUCACCAUGAUGAACCCCCUCACCUUCAAGGAGAUCUUCCAGACUACUGUGCCCUACAUGGUUGACAGGAUCUCCAAGAACUAUGCACUACAGAUUGUUGCAAACUCAUUCCUGGCGAACCCGUCCACCUCUGCUCUGUUUGCCACGAUCCUGGUGGAGUACCUGCUGGAGAGGCUGCCUGAGAUGGGCUCCAACGUGGAACUCUCCAACCUCUACCUCAAGCUCUUCAAGCUGGUCUUCGGCUCCGUCUCCCUCUUCGCUGCAGAGAAUGAGCAAAUGCUCAAGCCUCAUUUGCACAAGAUUGUGAACAGCUCGAUGGAGCUGGCCCAGUCUGCCAAGGAGCCCUACAACUACUUCCUGCUGCUCAGGGCUCUCUUCAGGUCCAUUGGAGGCGGGAGCCAUGACCUGCUGUACCAGGAAUUCCUGCCCCUUCUGCCAAACUUGCUGCAAGGCCUGAACAUGCUGCAGAGUGGCCUGCACAAGCAGCACAUGAAGGACCUGUUUGUGGAGCUGUGCCUGACGGUCCCAGUUCGCCUCAGCUCCCUGCUGCCCUACCUACCCAUGCUGAUGGACCCACUGGUGUCGGCCCUCAACGGCUCUCAGACGCUGGUGAGCCAGGGCCUUCGCACCCUGGAGCUGUGCGUGGACAACCUGCAGCCGGACUUCCUCUACGACCACAUCCAGCCCGUCCGUGCCGAGCUCAUGCAGGCCCUGUGGCGCACUCUCCGGAACCCGGCAGACACCAUCUCCCAUGUGGCGUACCGCGUGCUGGGCAAGUUCGGCGGCAGCAACCGCAAGAUGCUGAAGGAGUCUCAAAAGCUACAGUUCGUGGUGACAGAGGUGCCGGGCCCCAGCAUAACCACUGAGUUCUCAGACUGCAAGGCCUCCAUUCAGCUCCCCAUGGAGAAGGCUAUUGAAACCGCUCUGGACUGUCUGAAGAGUGCCAACACAGAGCCGUAUUACCGCAGACAGGCCUGGGAGGUCAUCAAGUGCUUCCUGGUGGCCAUGAUGAGCCUGGAUGACAACAAGCAUGCCCUCUACCAGCUGCUGGCUCACCCCAAUUUCACAGAGAAGUGGAUCCCCAGUGUUAUCAUUUCACAUCGGUAUAAAGCCCAGGACACACCUGCCCGCAAGACGUUCGAGCAGGCCUUGACGGGAGCCUUUAUGUCGGCCGUCAUUAAAGACCUGCGGCCCAGCGCCCUGCCCUUCGUGGCCAGCCUCAUCCGCCACUACACUAUGGUGGCUGUAGCUCAGCAGUGUGGCCCCUUCCUGCUGCAGUGCUACCAGCUCGGCAGCCAGCCCAGCACAGCCAUGUUCCACAGCGAGGAGAACGGCUCCAAGGGCAUGGACCCCCUGGUCCUUAUUGAUGCCAUCGCCAUCUGCAUGGCAUACGAGGAGAAGGAGCUGUGCAAGAUUGGAGAGGUGGCGCUGGCAGUCAUCUUUGACGUGGCCAGCAUCAUCCUGGGCUCCAAGGAGAGGGCCUGCCAGUUGCCUCUGUUCUCCUACAUCGUGGAGCGUCUGUGUGCCUGUUGUUAUGAGCAGGCCUGGUAUGCCAAGCUGGGUGGCGUGGUGUCCAUCAAGUUUCUGAUGGAGCGGCUGCCCCUGAUCUGGGUCCUCCAGAACCAGCAGACCUUCCUCAAGGCGUUGCUGUUUGUCAUGAUGGACCUCACAGGAGAGCCACUUAGUCCUUCAGGUCUCCCCUUUGCUGAGCUGUGCUCCCUGCAGGUGUCGAACGGGGCGGUGGCCAUGGCGAAGACCACUCUGGAGCAGCUCCUGGUGCGCUGUGCUACGCCGCUUAAGGACGAGGAGAAAACGGAGGAGCUGCUGGCCGCGCAGGAGAAGUCUUUCCACCAUGUCACCCACGACCUCGUGCGUGAGGUCACCUCUCCCAACUCCACUGUCCGCAAGCAGGCCAUGCACUCCCUGCAGGUCCUCGCGCAGGUCACGAGCAAGAGCGUCACGGUCAUCAUGGAGCCCCACAAAGAGGUGUUGCAGGACAUGGUUCCCCCAAAGAAGCACCUUCUCCGUCACCAGCCAGCCAACGCCCAGAUCGGGCUGAUGGAGGGCAACACCUUCUGCACAACGCUACAGCCCCGGCUCUUCACCAUGGACCUCAACGUGGUGGAACACAAGGUCUUUUACACUGAGCUACUGAACCUGUGUGAAGCGGAGGAUACUGCUCUGGUGAAGUUGCCAUGCUAUAAGAGUCUGCCGUCCCUAGUGCCUCUGCGCAUCGCUGCGCUGAAUGCUCUGGCCGCCUGUAAUUAUCUGCCUCAGUCCAGAGAGAAAAUCAUUGCAGCUCUCUUCAAGGCCCUUAACUCCACCAAUAAUGAACUGCAGGAGGCAGGGGAAGCCUGCAUGAGAAAGUUUCUGGAAGGGGCAACGAUCGAGGUGGAUCAGAUCCACACCCACAUGCGCCCCCUGCUGAUGAUGCUGGGCGAUUACCGCAGCCUGACACUCAAUGUUGUAAACCGCCUCACCUCCGUCACACGGCUCUUCCCCAACUCCUUCAACGACAAGUUCUGCGACCAAAUGAUGCAACACCUGCGGAAAUGGAUGGAAGUGGUGGUGAUCAAUCACAAAGGAGGACAGCGAAGCGAUGGAAAUCCUGCUGUAGAAGGUGGUGUGGAGGAAAUGAAAAUUUGCUCGGCGAUUAUUAAUCUGUUCCACUUGAUACCGGCGGCCCCACAGACACUGGUCAAACCGUUGCUGGAGGUGGUGAUGAAAACGGAGAGAGCCAUGCUAAUAGAGGCUGGAAGCCCGUUCAGGGAGCCCCUGAUUAAGUUCCUGACGCGUCACCCGUCACAGACAGUGGAGCUGUUCAUGAUGGAAGCCACCCUGAAUGACCCUCAGUGGAGCAGGAUGUUCAUGAGCUUUCUGAAGCACAAAGAUGCCAAGCCCCUGCGGGAUGUCCUGGCCUCAAACCCCAAUCGCUUUGUGACCCUGCUGCUCCCGGCCGGUCCUCAGGCAGCGGCACGGCCCGGCUCCCCUUCUACCAGCACAAGCACCAUGCGGCUCGACCUGCAGUUCCAGGCAAUCAAGAUCAUCAGCAUUAUUGUGAAGAACGAUGAGGGUUGGCUGGCAGGGCAGCAUUCUCUGGUCGGUCAGCUGAGGCGUGUCUGGGUGAGCGAGGCCUUCCAAGAGCGCCACCGCAAAGACAACAUGGCUGCCACCAACUGGAAGGAGCCCAAGCUACUUGCUUAUUGCCUGCUCAGCUACUGCAAGCGCAACUAUGGAGAGACUGAGCUGCUGUUCCAGCUGCUGCAAGCUUUCACGGGCCGCUUCUUGUGCAACAUGACCUUCCUGAAGGAGUACAUGGAAGAGGAGAUCCCCAAGAACUACGGCAUCGUCCACAAGAGAGCGCUGUUCUUCCGCUUCGUCGAGAUCAAUGACCCAAACUUCGGUGAUGAGCUGAAAGCCAAGGUACUACAGCACAUCCUGAACCCAGCCUUCCUGCACAGCUUCGAGAAGGGGGAGGGGGAGCAGCUUCUGGGGCCUCCCAAUCCAGAGGGGGACAAUCCUGAGAGCAUCACCAGCGUCUUCAUCACCAAGGUGCUGGACCCGGAGAAGCAGAAUGACCUGCUGGACUCGCUGCGGAUCUACCUGCUCCAGUUUGCCACGCUGCUGGUGGAGCAUGCCCCCCACCACAUCCACGACAACAACAAGAGCCGCAACAGCAAGCUGCGCCGCCUCAUGACCUUCGCCUGGCCCUGCCUGCUGUCCAAGGCCUGCGUGGACCCAGCCUGCAAGUACAGCGGCCACCUGCUGCUGGCACACAUCAUCGCCAAGUUCGCCAUCCACAAAAAGAUCGUCCUGCAGGUCUUCCACAGCCUGCUGAAGGCUCACACCAUGGAGGCCAGAGCCAUCGUCAGACAGGCCAUGGCUAUCCUCACCCCGGCCGUUCCUGCCCGCAUGGAGGACGGUCACCAGAUGCUGACCCACUGGACACGCAAGAUCAUCGUGGAGGAGGGCCACACGGUCCCUCAGCUGGUCCAUAUACUACACCUCAUAGUGCAGCACUUCAGGGUUUACUAUCCCGUGAGGCACCAUUUGGUGCAGCACAUGGUCAGCGCCAUGCAGAGACUGGGGUUCACUCCCAGCGUCACCAUCGAGCAGAGGAAGCUAGCCGUGGACCUGGCGGAGGUGGUCAUUAAGUGGGAGCUGCAGCGAAUCAAGGAGCAGCUGCCCGAGUUGGAGGGUGAUCUUGGCGGCAGCGGGGAGGGAACGAGUGCCGCUACCGGGGCGAUGAAGAGGGGGCUUUCCAUCGACUCUGGACAGGAUGUGAAGCGAUUCCGCACUGCUACAGGAGCCGUGAGCACAGUUUUUGCGCGCAGUCAGUCGGUGCCUGGUGCUGACGCCCUGCUCACCAAGCCAGUAGAGAAGCAGCAUACUGACACGGUGGUCAGUUUCCUCAUCAGGAUAGCUUGCCAGGUAAAUGACAGCGCCAACACGGCAGGCUCCCCCGGAGAGCUGCUGUCUCGCCGCUGCGUCGCCCUCAUGAAGACCGCCCUGCGCCCCGACAUGUGGCCCAAGUCAGAGCUCAAGCUGCAGUGGUUCGACAAGCUGCUCAUGACGGUGGAACAACCGAACCAGGCAAACUUUGCAAACAUCUGCACGGGUCUGGAGGUGCUGAGCUUCCUGCUCACAGUGCUGCAGUCCCCUGCCAUCCUGUCGCAUUUCAAACCACUGCAGCGUGGGAUCGCAGCCUGCAUGACCUGCGGCAACACCAAGGUGCUGAGAGCUGUGCACACCCUGCUGACACGCCUGAUGAGCAUCUUCCCCACUGAGCCCAGUGAGUGCACUUCGAACGUCGCCUCUAAAUAUGAAGAGCUGGAGUGCCUCUAUGCUGCAGUUGGGAAGGUUAUAUAUGAAGGUCUCACGAACUAUGAGAAAGCCACUACUGCUAAUUCUACUCAGCUGUUUGGUACCUUGAUGAUACUGAAGUCUGCCUGCAGCAACAACCCCAGCUACAUCGAUCGCCUCAUCUCUGUGUUCAUGCGCUCGCUGCAGAAGAUGGUGCGGGACCACCUGAACCCACAGGCCACUCCUGGAGCGGUCGAGCCCAGCGCAGUGACCAGCGAGCUGGUGAUGCUGAGUCUGGACCUGGUGAAGACGAGGCUGGCCGUCAUGAGCAUGGAGAUGAGGAAGAACUUCGUUCAGGUCAUCCUCACCUCGCUCAUCGAGAAGUCGCCCGAUGCCAAAAUCCUGAGGGCUGUGGUGAAGAUCGUGGAGGAGUGGGUCAAGAACAACUCCCCCAUGGCUGUCAACCAGAUGCCAAAUCUAAGGGAGAAGUCCAUUCUGCUGGUGAAAAUGAUGACCUACAUUGAAAAGCGCUUUCCAGAAGACCUUGAAUUAAAUGCCCAGUUCUUAGACCUCGUUAACUAUGUCUACAGGGAUGAGAACCUGUCUGGCAGUGAUAUCACCUCCAAGCUGGAGCCUGCCUUCCUGUCCGGGCUGCGCUGCUCCCAACCCCUCAUCCGGGCCAAGUUCUUUGACGUCUUCGACGGCUCUAUCAAGCAGCGGGUCUACGAGAGGCUUCUCUACGUUACCUGUUCCCAGAACUGGGAGGCCAUGGGCAACCAUUUCUGGAUAAAACAAUGCAUUGAGCUGCUCCUUGCUGUGUGUGAGCGUGGCACCACCAUUGGGACGAACUGUCAGGGGGCCAUGCUGCCGUCAAUCACUAAUGUCAUCAACCUGGCUGACAGUCACGACCGAGCCGCCUUCGCCAUGGUAACGCACGUCAAACAGGAGCCGCGGGAGAGGGAGAACAGCGAGACCAAGGAGGAGGAUGUGGAGAUUGACAUUGAGCUGGCUCCAGGAGACCAGACCAGCACUCCCAAAACCAAGGAGCAGGCAGAGAAAGAUGCUGGGAACCAGUUGCACAUGCUGACCAACAGGCAUGAUAAGUUUCUGGAUUCUCUCAGAGAAUUAAAGACAGGAGCACUGCUAAACGCAUUUGUCCAGUUGUGUCAUAUUUCCACUCCGCUAGCAGAAAAAACCUGGGUCCAGGUUUUCCCCAGGCUCUGGAAAAUCCAGUCUGAUCGGCAGCAGCAUGCACUGUCCGGUGAGAUCAGUCCGUUCCUGUGCAGCGGCAGUCACCAGGCGCAGAGGGACUGCCAGCCCAGCGCUCUCAACUGCUUCGUGGAGGGCAUGUCCCAAUGCGUCCCGCCCAUCCCCAUCCGGCCCUGUGUGCUCAAGUACCUGGGGAAGACCCACAACCUGUGGUUCCGCUCCACACUCAUGCUGGAGCACCAGGCCUUCGAGAAGGGGCUCAGUCUGCAGAUCAAAGCCAAGCAGUCCACAGAGUUCUACGAGCAGGAGAGCAUCACCCCACCACAGCAGGAGAUUUUGGACUCCCUGGCUGAACUCUACUCACUCCUGCAAGAGGAGGACAUGUGGGCGGGGCUCUGGCAGAAGCGUUGCAAAUUCCCUGAGACUGCCACAGCCAUCGCGUACGAGCAGCACGGCUUCUUCGAACAGGCCCAAGAAAGCUAUGAGAAGGCAAUGGAGAAAGCUCGGAAAGAACAUGAAAGGAGCAACGCCUCUCCUGCCAUCUUCCCCGAGUACCAGGUGUGGGAGGAUCACUGGGUGCGGUGUUCGAAGGAGCUGAACCAAUGGGAGCCCCUGACAGAGUAUGGCCAGUCUAAAGGCCACACCAACCCGUACCUGGUCCUGGAGUGUGCGUGGAGAGUCUCCAACUGGGCGGCAAUGAAAGAGGCCUUGGUGCAGGUGGAGCUUAGCUGCCCCAAAGAGAUGGCCUGGAAAGUGAACAUGUACCGGGGCUACCUGGCUAUCUGCCACCCCGAGGAGCAGCAGCUGAACUUCAUCGAGCGGCUGGUGGAGAUGGCGAGCAGCCUGGUCAUCCGGGAGUGGAGGAGACUGCCUCACAUCGUGUCUCACGUGCACACCCCCCUGCUGCAGGCUGCCCAGCAAAUUAUUGAGCUCCAGGAAGCUGCCCAGAUCAAUGCUGGCUUGCAGCCUGCCAGCCUGGGUAGGAACACCAGCCUCCACGACAUGAAGACCGUGGUGAAGACCUGGAGGAACAGGCUGCCCAUUGUGUCAGAUGACCUGUCCCACUGGAGCAGCAUCUUCAUGUGGAGGCAGCACCACUACCAAGCCAUCGUGGCGGCCUAUGAGAACAGCUCGCAGCACGACCCGAACUCCAACAACGCCAUGCUUGGGGUGCACGCCUCAGCCUCCGCCAUCAUCCAGUAUGGGAAGAUCGGGCGCAAGCAGGGGCUGGUCAACGUGGCGCUGGACAUCCUGAGCCGCAUCCACACCAUCCCCACGGUGCCCAUCGUCGACUGCUUCCAGAAGAUCCGCCAGCAGGUCAAGUGCUACCUGCAGCUGGCCGGAGUCAUGGGAAAGAACGAGUGCAUGCAGGGCCUGGAGGUCAUCGAAUCCACAAAUCUCAAGUAUUUCACCAAGGAGAUGACAGCCGAGUUCUACGCUCUGAAGGGGAUGUUCUUGGCGCAGAUUAACAAGUCUGAAGAGGCGAACAAGGCAUUCUCUGCGGCAGUGCAGAUGCAUGACGUGCUUGUGAAGGCCUGGGCCAUGUGGGGCGAUUACCUGGAGAACAUCUUUGUGAAGGACCGGCAGCUUCACCUCGGCGUCGCUGCCAUUACCUGCUACCUGCACGCCUGCCGUCACCAGAACGAGAGCAAGUCUCGCAAGUACCUGGCCAAGGUCUUGUGGCUUCUCAGCUUCGAUGAUAAGAAUACCCUGGCUGAUGCUGUAGACAAAUACUGCAUUGGAGUGCCGCCUAUCCAGUGGCUGGCAUGGAUCCCACAGCUGCUCACCUGCCUGGUUGGAUCAGAGGGCAAGCCACUCCUGAACCUCAUCAGUCAGGUUGGACGCGUGUAUCCUCAGGCCGUCUACUUUCCCAUCCGGACCCUGUACCUGACCCUGAAGAUCGAGCAGAGGGAGCGGUACAAAAGCGACUCGGGCCAGCAGCAGCAGCCCAGCUCGGUCGGCGCCCAGUCCCACUCUGCCUCGGACCCGGGGCCCAUUCGCGCGACGGCUCCCAUGUGGCGCUGCAGCCGGAUCAUGCACAUGCAGCGGGAGCUUCACCCCACCCUGCUGUCCUCGCUGGAGGGCAUCGUGGACCAGAUGGUGUGGUUCAGAGAGAACUGGCACGAGGAGGUGCUGCGUCAGCUCCAGCAGGGCCUGGCUAAGUGCUACUCGGUGGCCUUUGAGAAGAGCGGCGCAGUGUCGGACGCCAAGAUCACACCGCACACGCUCAACUUCGUCAAGAAGCUGGUGAGCACCUUCGGCGUGGGCCUGGAGAAUGUCUCCAACGUGUCCACCAUGUUCUCCAGCGCCGCUUCGGAGUCGCUGGCACGCCGGGCACAGGCCACCGCUCAGGACCCCGUCUUCCAGAAGAUGAAGGGCCAGUUCACCACAGACUUUGACUUCAGCGUGCCGGGCUCCAUGAAGCUGCACAACCUCAUCUCCAAGCUGAAGAAGUGGAUCAAGAUCCUGGAGGCAAAGACCAAGCAGCUGCCAAAGUUCUUCCUGAUCGAGGAGAAGUGCCGCUUCCUGAGCAACUUCUCUGCCCAGACAGCCGAGGUGGAGAUCCCCGGGGAGUUUCUCAUGCCCAAGCCCACGCACUACUACAUCAAGAUUGCCAGGUUCAUGCCUAGAGUGGAGAUCGUCCAGAAGCACAACACAGCCGCUCGCAGGCUCUACAUCCGAGGCCACAAUGGGAAAAUCUACCCAUACCUGGUGAUGAACGACGCCUGCCUGACUGAGUCCCGUCGAGAGGAGCGAGUCCUGCAGCUCCUGCGACUGCUCAACCCCUGUCUGGAGAAGAGGAAGGAGACCACCAAGAGGCACCUCUUCUUCACAGUGCCCCGCGUUGUCGCAGUCUCUCCUCAGAUGCGGCUCGUCGAGGACAAUCCUUCCUCACUGUCCUUGGUUGAAAUCUACAAGCAGCGCUGCGCCAAGAAAGGCAUCGAGCACGACAACCCUAUCUCGCGCUACUACGACAGGCUGGCUACAGUCCAAGCUCGAGGCACGCAGGCCAGCCACCAGGUUCUGCGGGACAUCCUGAAGGAGGUGCAGGGGAACAUGGUACCACGCAGCAUGCUGAAGGAAUGGGCACUGCACACCUUCCCCAAUGCCACGGAUUACUGGACCUUCCGCAAGAUGUUCACCAUCCAGCUAGCGCUCAUCGGACUAGCUGAGUUUGUGCUGCACUUGAACCGGCUCAACCCGGAGAUGCUGCAAAUUGCCCAGGACACUGGCAAGCUCAAUGUUGCGUAUUUCCGAUUUGACAUCAAUGACGCCACUGGGGACUUGGAUGCCAACCGGCCUGUUCCAUUCCGGUUGACUCCCAACAUCUCUGAAUUCCUGACAACCAUCGGGGUCUCCGGCCCUCUCACAGCCUCCAUGAUUGCCGUCGCUCGCUGCUUCGCUCAGCCCAACUUCAAGGUUGAUGGCAUUCUGAAGGCCGUGCUGCGUGAUGAAAUAAUUGCCUGGCACAAGAAGACGCAGGAGGACACCUCCACGCCGCUCUCAGCUGCCGGGCAGCCCGAUAACAUGGACAGUCAGCAGCUCGUGUCCCUGGUCCAGAAAGCGGUCACCGCCAUCAUGACCCGGCUCCACAACCUGGCCCAGUUCGAGGGGGGCGAGAGCAAAGUAAACACACUGGUGGCAGCAGCCAACAGCCUGGACAACCUUUGUCGAAUGGACCCCGCAUGGCACCCGUGGUUGUAAACCACGUCAGGACUGGAAUCGGACAGGCUUAAGAGUUCAAGCUGUGUCAGCCUGCUAACACUCGCCCUAGCUUUAUGAAAUGUUUGGGUGCCAGUGUUGGAGCAGAAAUUGAACCACCAUGGAAGAAUUCACCAUUUUUUAUGGCAGUGGUAUAAGGAUCAUUGCUGUUGGAAUUCUGUAUGUGACUCACUUUUCUUUUCCCUGUAAUUAGAAAGGACGUACAGAGAAGAACAAUGUUAUCACAACACAACCUUUUAUAUAGCAUGCGUGCUUCACAGCCAAUGGAUCGGGUCAUGUUUUUAAGACUUUGUGCUCCUAAUAGAAACCCAAAUCCCAGGUUGACAAUAGACAUACAGAAUGAUGUCGUCUUUUUAUUUUAUUGUUUCCACUGUGAAACAGUUGGGCUUUACAUUUGUACUUGUUGGCCAGUGGUCCUCAGCAACUUCUUUAGUACUAAGGAAAGUACAUGCAUAUGCAAUUUAAGUGGUUUAUCGUCUGUAAAACAAACAAACAAAAAUAAUACAGUGAAUCUGUAUUUAUAGCAACUUGUUUAUAUCAUUGCCCCCUGUAGGUCUGCCAUGUGACUGCUUAGUAGCGCUCUCUGCUGGGAGAGGCGAGAAUGGAACAGUCUUCUGCCUGUUUCUAGAUUAAUGCUGUGUUUGCACUUAUUCAUGGUAUCAGUAUUUAAAAUACAUGCAUUAAAUAUGGUGCAAAGCCAGUGUUGUGCAGACUUUUCUUUAGUAGUGUUUUCUGCUUUUUAUCUUUCACGCUGUGGUGAUUUUAUAUAUCUUUUGCUGGUUUAUUAAGGCUGAUGCACCUUGCUGGAUCAUCAUCGGUGCAGUGUGUUGCAUGGAAUAAAAUCCUCUGAUCAACAGAACACUUAACAUUACAAAGAGGGACCAAACACUCACAGCACUCUGUUGCAGGGUGAGCUGUUGCUUUCAACACAUUGCAUUUAGCCCUAACAACCCAGUACUGGGUCCUGGGAAUGGGUAGCAACAAGAAAAUCACAACAGAGCGAAUGCACAUCAAAAUGCAGCAAAGAACAUUUCUAUUAAUCGCUAUAUCCGAGGUGGAUGCUGGCCUUUAAAUUUGUUUCCCUAAUCUUCUAUUACUGAAAACCGUGUUUUCCAAGAUAGUCUUGGAUAUGAAUCUGAACAUUUUCAUGUAACUACGAAAAAUGAAACAAAAAAGAAAAAACAUAUUGUACUUUUAUCCAGUGGUUAGAGAACUGAUGUGUAAAUAUACUUUCUUACCUUGUGUUUUAAUAUUGAGGGAUAGACAAUUGUUGUCAGUGCAUUCCAUCCUCAUUCUCUUGCUCAUCUUGAGAGACCAUUAUCUUGGAGCCAUGUGUACAUUUUAAUGAAGAUCAUUUGCAUAAGAUUGAAAACCGUCAAGCCACAAGGUGUAUUAGCAUUGGAGUGUGGAUGGAGUGUUCAUUUAGAGGGAAGACACAGUGUACACAUAAAGCACACUAUAAUAUUUUUGUACCUAGAAGCAUUAUGAUAAGUACUUACUAAAUGAAGUUUGGUUUACAAGGGAUGUUUUUAAUAAUCCCAGCAUAUACAUGUGUGUAUGUGGGAGUUUAAUACUUGUAUUAAAACGCGACAAAGAUUCCUGACUGAUGCUGUAUCCUGUAUCUCUAUUCAAAUGCUGUGACCUUUUCCUUUCUCUUUUUUUUUUUUUGUAACUUAUUUUAUCAAUUUUGCAAGGUACUUGCUUGUGUGCCAGCAAUUUGCUUCCAAACUUUACCACUAUGUUGUACAGUUGUAUUUUUAGAAUUAAAAUGCUGUUUUGUUACA
Molecule: messenger RNA, 13583 nt
Organism: Acipenser ruthenus (sterlet)
Lineage: Eukaryota; Metazoa; Chordata; Actinopteri; Acipenseriformes; Acipenseridae
Gene: trrap
Product: transformation/transcription domain-associated protein
Exons: 72
Coding region: 175-11781 (3868 amino acids)
Biological process (GO): DNA repair; regulation of DNA-templated transcription
Cellular component (GO): nucleus; SAGA complex; NuA4 histone acetyltransferase complex
Molecular function (GO): protein binding; transcription coregulator activity
Source: RefSeq, a predicted model, not a curated record